Molecule: messenger RNA, 1035 nt
Organism: Xyrauchen texanus (razorback sucker)
Lineage: Eukaryota; Metazoa; Chordata; Actinopteri; Cypriniformes; Catostomidae
Exons: 6
Coding region: 63-665 (200 amino acids)
Source: RefSeq, a predicted model, not a curated record
CUUUUCCAACCGACGCCUAGCCAGCCGUCAGAAUUCAGAAAUGCGUCUGUCUGCCUCAGGUAAUGGAAGACGAGGGUCAAAUCACGUUUACUCUAACAAUUUUACACAGAGUUCUCGCGACUGUCUUCAUAGACGGAAAGGAAACAUGGAGAAAACUAUUCACAGUUGGAAGUGUUGGAGAACUGAUUAACUCAGCCAAAACGGAGCUCUCUCAACAAGUAUCUAUUGAUCGAAUACUGAGAUUUGACACAGAUUUUCAAGAAUUUAUUGACAUCGAUGUUAAUUCAGAAGUGAAGGAGCUUGACAAAUUCCAAAUAUAUUAUACUGCUAGUAUCACACAGGAUCCAUUAGAUGGAAGAGUUGAGUCAUUACUGUUUCAUUCAACAGAAGUAAGCCGGACUGUCACCACAACUGGUCUGCUGACACUGCUCGAGGAAAAGGCCCCUACAAUCUUGAGAGAACAUGAAGACACAAAGACAUUGUCAAUUUCUUUGAGAAAGUUACUUGUUAAAGUGGCUGUGAGUGACCUUGUAGAAAAGCAUGGAUUCUAUCCAUCUGGUUCAGAAAAGCUGGCACUGGCAAAGGAGAUUGUGUCACUGUUCCCCUCAUUAAGGAUUAAUGUCCCAUUUGGCGAAAAUGAAGGACAUGAGCAUUUUUUUUUUUGACCAAACAUUCAGUUACCGUAGAAGAUGGAUAACGACGAAAUCGCCAACUGUUGGUCAAAUCUUCAAGGAAUAUCCCAGAUUUCUGGACAUGCCAGCCUUGGUGGACAUUGAAUUUUCCCAGAUGACAGAUGGGAAAGAAGACAUGUUUAUCAUGAAAUGGGAGGGGACGAUUAUCCCAAAACUCAAGGAAAUAGCAUCCUUUGAGAAAAAAAUGUACAUCAGACACUUAUUGGAGAAAGCUGACAAUCAGCAGGAUGGUACGGUUUUAUAUGAUUAAUGUUUUGAAAUGCUUAUUUUUUUAUCAACAGUAUUUUUUACAGUAUGAAUUCCAUGUUAAAACCAGAAAAAAUGCAAAAUAAACAGUAUGUGA